AGUAGUGUUUCACCAAUGAAAGUUUUCCCGGAAGAUCUGGUAGAGAGAGAGGAGCGGCUGCGGAGAGAAGCUGUCGCAGCAAUGAUGCCUGGUCAAAUCCCUGAUCCGUGGAUGACGGCCGGUUCUCUGCCCAGCGUCGGUCCUCUGGCUGGCAUUCCCGCCACCACCCUGACAGACCAGCUCAAACUAGCAGAGCUCUACAGCCUCGGUGCUGUUCUGUCUCCUCUCAUCCUGAACAGACAGGCCAAGAGACCUUUCGACGUCAGCCAGGGUGAGUCAGAUGACGAUGAAGAACGCAAGAAAAGAAGGCGAGAGAAAAAUAAAGUUGCAGCUGCUCGCUGUCGAAACAGAAGGAAGGAAAGAACCGACCUUCUCCAGAAGGAGUCCGAACGGUUGGAGACGCUGAACUCGGAGCUGAAGUCUCAGAUCGAGGAGCUGAAAUCUGAGCGGCAGCAGUUGAUCGUGAUGCUCAACCUCCACCGGCCCACCUGCAUCGUCCGCACAGACAGCGUGAAAAGCCCCGAGAGCGACCAGCGAUCCGAGCAGUCCGACUGAACACCACACCAGAAACACCGAGCCGAGAGGAGAACAGACGCUGUGGGGAUGCUAGAUGAAGAUGAAACCGCAGGACGUUUAUUGUCCGUGUCAAAUUCAGCAUGAAGAAAAAGGGGAGGAGAUUUGUGUGGACCGCAAACAAACAUCCCUGAGAUCAUGCAAAAAGCUCCCAGACGUUUGACACGCGGUCAUAAAGCUGCAGGUGUGGAGUCUCUCAGUUGAUCCGAAUGAAGUGCGUGAUUCGUCCAGCGGCCUGCAGAUGGCGCUGUCUGAUAAACUGUUCACUGACGCUGGCGUAUCCACGGAUUGAUUGUUUACAGUUGCAUUGACAUAGUCUAUUGAAUGUUAUGUCUAUUGUAUGUACAUUUUUAUUGUGCCAUCACAUGAUAUGGUGACUUGUAUGUAUUUUUAUCUUUAGGGUGUCUGUUGAACGGCCACUUUUGUUACCAAAUAAUGUUUCUUUGUUAUGUAAAACCACAUUAAAAUAAA
Sinocyclocheilus rhinocerous is the source of this 1044-nucleotide messenger RNA. RefSeq names its product jun dimerization protein 2-like. Gene Ontology annotation, cellular component: nucleus. Gene Ontology annotation, molecular function: DNA-binding transcription factor activity, RNA polymerase II-specific; RNA polymerase II cis-regulatory region sequence-specific DNA binding. The transcript is spliced from 4 exons. The record is from RefSeq and is a predicted model, not a curated record. Gene Ontology annotation, biological process: regulation of transcription by RNA polymerase II. Lineage: Eukaryota; Metazoa; Chordata; Actinopteri; Cypriniformes; Cyprinidae. The coding region runs from base 16 to 555 and encodes 179 amino acids.